Messenger RNA from Acaulospora morrowiae, 174 nucleotides. The record is from the annotation of a GenBank genome assembly. Lineage: Eukaryota; Fungi; Glomeromycota; Glomeromycetes; Diversisporales; Acaulosporaceae.
AUGUACUCUUUAAAUAAUUUAAAAGGAAAGGAUGAAUCAGAGGAGCAUUCUGCUAAAUAUACCACUCUAGCGACAUCCCCAUCCUCCACUGACGUAUCGGAGACGACUUCGGCAAAAAAUCAGAUAAAAUCAAAUCCACCUUUAUGGAACACGGGGGAAUUUUAUAUUUAUUAU